Messenger RNA from Torulaspora delbrueckii, 8013 nucleotides. RefSeq names its product Gcn1p (gene GCN1). The record is from RefSeq and is a predicted model, not a curated record. Bases 1 to 8013 code for a protein of 2670 amino acids. Gene Ontology annotation, biological process: cellular response to amino acid starvation; regulation of translation. Lineage: Eukaryota; Fungi; Ascomycota; Saccharomycetes; Saccharomycetales; Saccharomycetaceae. Gene Ontology annotation, cellular component: cytosol. The transcript has a single exon. Gene Ontology annotation, molecular function: protein kinase regulator activity.
AUGGCCCCAGAUUCUGACAUGUUGUGGGAAGAGUUCUCUCUUCGUAUGGAGAAGAGCUGUCAGAGUUCGUUAGUCUCGAUUAGAGUCCCAUUUAUGGAAGAAUUGGCACAGCUGGUUCAAAAAGGGGGAUUCGAGACUCCACAAUUAUCCCAAAUUUCUCUCACUCUUUUAAAUACAUUUACGAGAUACCAAGAUUCGAAAUCAAAAUCGCUAGUAACCGAGAUCUUACAAACUAUUCUAGGCCUCGAUGGGAGAUUCUUGACAAAGUAUCUCGAAUUCAUUCUAGGUCAAGUGAAAAAAUCCCCGGGAUCUAAGGCAAUGGUUGAUUACCUCAAUUUGCUUGAGUGGAUUCAUGCAUUUUUACAAUUCAUUGUCACGGAUGAUUUUCAAUUCGAGCAGCAUAUUGCUAGUCUGCUGCAAGCUCACGCAUUCACCACUUUUGGUAUCGAAAACGUUUUGGACAGUCGUGAGACAGUAAAGAAGACCCAUUACGAACAAAAUCAGCAUAGAAGAAGGAUGCGUCAGACAAUCUUGCAAUCAACGACAAAGGCUUUGACCUCGUCGCUCAAACAUGACAGUGGGGAAAAGCAUCUUGCUUUAAUAUUGAAUUCACUGCUCAAAGACACCAAACUUGGACUGCCUUCGUCGGGUGUAGUCCUUUUGAUGGGGGCUCUCACUCUUUCAAGCUUACAGAUGUUAUCGUCGAAGCCUUCGCUACACAAUUUCAUAAAAGAAAAUUCGGUUGAUGAUUUUUGCUCAUUUGUUGGAAGAGAAGUUAUCCUCGGAAAAGCACCACCUUCAGUGUUCUCACUCGAAAUAUCCUUGCGACCAUUUAUCCAUGAGUUUGUCACCGAAAAUGGUUUCAAGACUCACUAUCUACCCAACAUGGAGAAAGCCAAUCUAAGAAAUCCACUUUAUGGACUAAACUUUUCAGCUGAAGCUUAUGCUGGAAUUUCUGCCAAACAAGUGGACCUUUUGCAUAUCUUCGUGUCAUCCAAAUUAAUGACUCAAAGUCUUUCCUCGCUCAAGAGUUCCAAGGAAGAAGUGAGGAAUGCCUCAUUGCAGUCCAUGCUGGCGCUACUCUCUGCAAUAUCUUCUGAAAAGACCAAGGCGGAAGAUCUCGCUAAAUUCGUGGAUGAGCUAUUUAGAAAUGUCAAAUCUAAUCUGAAUGCUGAUUAUAAAUCUAUGGCAUCUACGAUUUUCUCCAAUAUUCCAGCAAUAUCUCCAGAGGUGAGUUUAACGAUCGUUAAGAAUCUUUCAGGUUACAUUGCAAAAGAAGCAAAUGAACAGGCCCUUAGUCGCAUGCUAGAUGCCUUCUUCUGUCAUUAUUUCAGCCUGAACGAAUCGGAUAAUACAAUCAAUCAACUAAUCGCUGGAGGUCUGGCAGAUAAAAGAGCCAAUGUCAGAAAAGUUUGGUUUUGCUAUUACUUGAAAAACUGCUCUAAGGCGUCGCCAAAUGUUAUGAGCGAAUUCGAAGACCAAUGUCUUGAUUUUUUGAAAGAUACACUCACACACUACCAAAGAAACGAUCAGAUGAGCAAGCUUGCUUGCAUUGAGUUCAUCGAUUGCUCGCAGAAAGCGGUGGACUUGAACGAAAAGGUGAUAGAAGCUAUAAGGGAGCUGCCUGAGACGUUCAUGCUAGGCCGUUGUUUUCUGGAUCUGACAUUGUCUAGAACUUUGUCUGCAUCCGACCGUCUGAAAUGUGUGAGUAUUCUAGAAGAAGCUUUUCAAAGGGAACCUGAAUUGGUGGGCUUGAGUGUUGUCGAAGCGCUCGAGAUAAAGAUCCAGGGUGAGGAAGACGAACCUUCGGAAGCCACUUCCUACAGAUAUAUUACUCCUGUACUGAAUGUUAUUUCACAACAUGUUGUGCAAACAUCUUCCCUAGUUAAAGUCCUUGUGAGACUCUUGACGAUAUCACAGUACGAAAAGUUCAGUAUGAAGAAUAACUGGGCUGGCUUAGUGAUGAACGCUAAGCUGGAUCCGGCCAAACUAGUUGAAGAUAGUAAGGUUGAAAUUGUGAAUAAGUUCUCUCAAAUUUUGACAGACCCAACCUUGGCGGAAUCGGUAUAUGGCCAUUGUGCUUUGAAAGCUUUCGCAUAUGUCUCCUUCAUUAACAGUCGUGCCAUCGCCCCAAUGGUUUCUAAGAUGGUCGAAACUGAUUUGCAAACUGGCGAGCUAUCGAAAUACACCGAGAAUGAUUUACUAAUAUGGGCAGGUAAUGAAGGCGAAAUGGUUUUUGACGUCUUGGAAACUAAUACGUCAAAGCAGUCCAUCGAUAAAAACUCCAAGGACUACGUAACGCUUAAAUGGGAAGCUAGCGUCAGGAAGGAACAAGCAAAGAAGACCAAUAAAAAACUGACAAAGGAAGAGAUAUUGCUGGUCAAAGAACAACUCGCUAAGGAAUCAGCAGUGAGAGCUAAAGUGUCGCAGAGCGCUUUAAAGCUAAAACGCAGUAUUCGGCUGGUUAAACAGCUCACUAAAGAUGCAGCUUUAGUGGACAACGGCAAAAAUCUAUGGUUUCCAGUUGCUGUCUCUCAUUUACUCACGCUAAUGCAAGAACCAAAUUCCUUGGUCUUAGUUGGAAGGUUGGCUCAAGAAUCUUACUUAGAUUUAUCUACCAUCAUAUCUGAAAGGCUUGGUACCGUACGUUUGUUUAUUGGCACAGCUAUUUUGCGUGUUCUUAAGGUACCUGGUAUCGAGGAGCGUUUCCUUCAAGAGCCAGUCUUUGAAUUGUUAUCAAGGGUGUUGUUUAGGGUAAAAUUUGUUUCUGGUCAAAACCCUCUAGACUCCAUCACUUUAACAUAUCUUCUUCCCUUACUGAUUAACGUUCUGGAGGAAGGUAAAAGAGUGGCGAUAAAAAAUGCUGAUAAGCCAAUCUCGAGAACCGAGUUUGUCGAAGAGGACAAAGAGGAAGAGCAUUUGUUGCUGGCAAUGGAGAUCAUUUCAACGCAUGCAGAGGCAUUUGAGGACUCUUCCAUCCCAAGAGUACCAAUAAUUCAAGUGCUACUAUCGCUUUUGACGCUGCCAUCAAAGGCCAAGUCGGCCAAAGAAUGCCUGAACGCUUUAUGUCAAAGUAUCUCGGUGGCUCCUACAGGUGAAGAUUUGGAAACACUGAUAUCUAGUGUUUUGUCACCCAAUGAGUUCGUUCGUUCCACAGUACUACAAAUAAUUGAUAAUGAAUUUGAGCUCGAGUCCAUGCUGAAACAUUCACCUGAGAUCUUUAUCUGCAAAUUUGAUUCUGAUGAAACCAAUGCAAGUGUGGCCGACUUUAUAUGGGAAUUCAACAAAUUCAGAAUCACAGAUGAAUUGUUGCACGCUCUAUUUACAUUUUUUGGUCAACCAGAUAGUGGUCUGAGACUUUUCACAGCCAGAGCAUACGCUGCCACCUGUAGGUCGCUCAUUCAUACCGGAAAACGUUCUCCGGAUCAAUAUGUGGGCCUGUUGACCCAGUUCUACUUAGAGAAAGCUGAACCUUUGAAGCCACUACUUGACGAAUACGGUUUAGUUGCAGUCGCAGCCGCCGAUAGAAAGGAUCCAUGGGAGGAAAGAAGUACUGCAGCUAUUGCGUUACACCAAAUUGUUGACUUCCUUGACAAAAAUGACUCAGUUACUAAGCUAGUCGAGUUUUUGGUGCAAGAUGGCGCUUUAGGAGAUAGAGAGCCGUUGGUUCGCCAAGAGAUGAAGGAAGCCGGUAUCGCUCUGAUAACUAAACAUGGGGCAAAUAAUGUGGAGCUUUUGAUCCCUAUAUUUGAAGAGUCAUUAAGCGCAAAGACCGCAUCGUCUAUCAAAGAGAACGUUAUUAUUCUUUACGGGACACUAGCAAGACAUUUGAAUUCUGAGGAUGAUAGAAUCCAUACAAUCAUUGCUCGGUUGAUUGCCACCCUCGACACGCCUUCAUCAGAUGUUCAACAGGCCGUGUCGGCAUGUUUGUCUCCUUUGGUUCCUAUGUUCAAGUCAAGAGCUGAAGAAUACAUAUCAGACCUAAUGACGAAGUUGCUGGAUCCUGUCACACCAAAGGCAUCCAGAAAAGGAGCAGCUUGGGGGAUCGCGGGGUUAGUUAAAGGCUACGGUAUCUCUUCUCUAUCUCAGUUCGAUAUCAUUCGUGAUCUGAUUGAAGCAGCCGAAGAUAAGAAGGAGCCUAAGCGCCGUGAAUCCGUUGCAUUUGCAUUCGAGUAUCUUUCGAAGUCUCUAAAGCAAUUUUUCGAACCUUAUGUCAUUGAAGUGCUUCCCAAUAUCCUGAAAAACUUGGGAGACUCUGUUCCAGAAGUACGGGAUGCCACUGCAGAAGCGACAAAAGCCAUCAUGGCACACACUACCAGUUUUGGUGUCAAAAAACUGAUUCCAGUCGCAAUCUCAAAUUUGGACGAAAUCGCCUGGAGAACUAAAAGAGGUUCUGUUGAGCUGCUUGGUAACAUGGCAUACUUGAAUCCUUCGCAAUUGUCCAGUUCCUUAUCAAGCAUUGUACCACAAAUUGUCGGAGUUCUGAAUGACUCACACAAGGAAGUCCGAAAGGCUGCAGACGAAUCAUUGAAACGAUUUGGUGAAGUUAUAAGAAACCCUGAAAUUCAAAAGUUGGUUCCAGUUCUGAUCAACGCCAUUGGUGACCCCACGAAAUACACCGACGAGGCGUUGGACUCCUUGAUUCAAACUCAAUUUGUACACUAUAUCGACGGUCCUUCUUUGGCAUUGAUUAUUCAUGUCAUCCACCGUGGUAUGCACGACCGUUCAGCUAACACCAAGAGAAAGGCCUGUAAGAUUGUCGGAAACAUGGCUAUCCUUGUUGAUACUAGAGACUUGAUUCCAUACUUGCAGCAACUAAUUGAUGAGGUCGAAACGGCAAUGGUUGACCCGGUUCCUACUACCAGAGCCACUGCUGCUCGUGCGCUGGGGGCCAUGGUAGAAAAGCUAGGUGAGGAGCAAUUCCCAGACUUGAUUGAUCGCUUGCUUGGUACGCUGAGCGACGACACGAAGUCUGGUGACAGAUUGGGUUCUGCCCAAGCUCUGGCUGAAGUGAUUUCAGGACUUGGUUUAUCGAAGUUGGAAGAAAUGUUGCCGACAAUAUUGGCGGGUGUUUCAAGCUUCCGAAGCUAUGUUAGAGAAGGUUACAUGCCUUUGCUGCUGUUUAUACCAGUCUGUUUUGGACCUCAAUUUGCUCCAUACAUUAACCAAAUUAUUCAACCAAUUCUAGCGGGUUUGGCUGAUAACGACGAGAACAUCCGUGACACAGCAUUGAAGGCCGGUAAGUUGAUUGUCAAGAACUAUGCUACCAAGGCUAUCGAUCUGCUUCUCCCUGAAUUGGAGAGGGGUAUGUUUGACGAAAACGAGCGUAUCAGGCUAUCCUCUGUCCAACUUUCUGGUGAGUUGCUCUUCCAGGUCACUGGUGUCUCCUCUAAAAAUGAAUUUGGAGAGGAAGAUGGUGAAUACCAUGGGGAAGUCACCAAAAAGAUGGUGGAUGUAUUGGGUCAAGAACGUCGUGACAGAAUACUAUCCGCUCUAUUCGUCUGUAGAAACGAUACGUCGGGUAUCGUCAGAGCUAGCACGGUUGAUAUCUGGAAAGCCCUUGUUCCUAACACCCCUCGUACUGUCAAGGAGAUAUUGCCUGUGCUAAUAAGCAUGAUUGUCGUUCACUUGGCGUCAUUCUCCAUAACGCUGCGCAAUAUUGCAGCACAAACACUUGGAGACAUGGUUCGCCGUGUUGGUGGAAACGCCUUAUCACAGCUAUUGCCUACUCUGGAAAGAUCUCUAGAGGACACGUCUAGUCCUGAUUCUAGGCAGGGUGUCUGUAUUGCGUUACGUGAGCUCAUCGAGUCUUCUUCUGCAGAAACUCUCGCUGAAUACCAACCCAUGGUUGUCAGGAUGAUACGUGACACUUUAGUUGAUAGCAGCGAGAGUGUAAGAGAGGCAUCCGCCCUGUGCUUUGAUGCAUAUCAAGAAGUGGUGGGUAAUGUUGCCGUUGACGAAGUGCUACCUUACAUGUUGAACUUACUCGAGUCUUCAGCGGAUUCACAAUAUGCGCUUUUGGGUCUUCAAGAGAUUAUGUCGACCAAAUCCGAGCUUAUUUUCCCAAUAUUGAUCCCAACACUUUUAUCUCCACCAAUAGAUGCUUUCAGAGCAUCCGCAGUCGGUUCCUUGGCGGAAGUUGCAGGUUCUGCGCUUUAUAGGCGCUUGUCAACCAUUAUUAAUGCUCUUGUCGAUAGUCUUGUUGGAGCUCCGGCUGACGACGCAACGAAAGAUGCUCUGAGAAAUGCUCUGAGUAAAGUGUUUUUGUCUGUAACUGAGGGAGAAGGCCUUCAUCCUCUCCUACAACAGAUCAUGGCCUUGCUGAAGAGCGAGGUUCCAGAAAAACGCAUAGUUAUUUUGGAGCAAUUGCCCGAAUUUUUCUCGAAGACUGUUUUGGAUUACGAAAUCUACACAACCGAUUUUGUUUCCAACGCUAUUCUUUCUCUGGAUGAUAAAGAUAUGCGGAUUGUUAAAGGUAAUUAUGAAGCAUUGUCUGCCCUGCUCGCAUCAACUAAAGGUAAAUCAGAUUUGGAGAAGUUCAUCAAGCCAGCUAGACAAGCUCUUCAUAUGACCGGAAAAUCAGGUGAAGACCUGCCAGCAUUUGCGUUGCCAAAGGGACCAAACUGUGUUCUACCUAUAUUCUUGCACGGUUUAAUGUAUGGCUCCAACGAUGAGCGUGAGGAUUCUGCUUUAGGUAUCGCUGAUGUAGUAUCCAAGACACCAGCUGCGGGUUUGAAACCAUAUGUCAGCACAAUAACCGGUCCGCUAAUUCGUGUAGUGGGAGAAAGAUUCAGCAGUGACAUAAAAGCAGCCAUUCUUUAUGCUUUGAAUAUUCUUUUCGCCAAAAUCCCACAAUUUUUGAGACCAUUUAUUCCACAGCUGCAAAGAACCUUCAUCAAAUCCUUGUCUGACCCAUCGAAUGAAACACUUAGACUGCGGGCAGCAAAGGCUCUAGGAACCCUAAUCGAAUAUCAACCAAGAGUCGAUCCAUUAGUGGUUGAAUUGGUUACUGGUGCUAAGCAAACUACUGACUUCGGGGUCAAGACAGCUAUGUUAAAGGCGCUGUUGGAAGUCGUGAGUAAAGCUGGCACUAAACUGGGCGAACCAUCAAAACUGAAAAUCGUUGAUCUUGUUGAAGAGGGUAUUUUAUCCUCAAAUGAUAAACUUGCAACUGCAUACGCAAAAUUGAUCGGUUCCGUUUCAGAAGUUUUGUCCACUGAAGAGGUUCACAAAAUUUUGGAGACAAAGGUGUUAGGUUCAGCUCUGACUGACGAUUCGAAGAAGUAUGGUAUCCUGACCUUGAAUUCCUUUUUAAGAGAUGUGCCCCUCCAUAUCAUCAACACAGACCUUGUGGAUGAUGUAGUCGAAUACGUCCGCAAUGCAAUUGAGUCACCUAACGCUUAUUUCUGCGAAAACGGUCUCAUAGCGGCAAGUAAAAUGUUGUUAUUAGAAAAUGAGACGAAGUCACCAUUUUCGAAAGCUGAAGCUCAAGAAAGGCUUCACCUAGGUGAGGAAAAUAUCAAACAGCUGAUGAAUGCUGUUAGCAGAGCAAUUGUACAACCUGUGAGCAGCUCACUGGAUGCUAGAAGGCUAUCACUUGUUGCUGUUAGAACUCUAGCCAGAUUCAAGUUUUCCGAAUGCGUUGAACCAUUUUUGGAUAUUUUAGGCCCUUCGAUCUUCUCUGGUUUACGUGACACGGUUAUUCCAAUCAAAUUGGCCUCAGAGAAGGCUUACAUUGCCGUUUUCAGGUUAGUUGAGGAAGAAGAUAUGGAGACAUUCAAUACGUGGUUUGCCAAGAUCUCCGCGAACUCAGAAUUGGCCAAUGCAGCCGGCGUCCCUAUACAAUCAAGAUCGAUCGGCGAUUACACCAAAAGAGUCGGUAAGCGACUCGCUAACGUUGAACGUGAAAGAAUCGCAGAAGGUGGUGAUGCCGAAGCCAUGUUUAGUGACAGAUUCGAAGAUGAGAGAGAACUAUGGGCAGUUGGUGGAGUUGAACUGAAAGAAGAUGUCUAA